This is a messenger RNA of Eriocheir sinensis (Chinese mitten crab), 1880 nucleotides long. RefSeq names its product tRNA-specific adenosine deaminase 1-like (gene Adat1). Lineage: Eukaryota; Metazoa; Arthropoda; Malacostraca; Decapoda; Varunidae. The coding region runs from base 140 to 1729 and encodes 529 amino acids. The transcript has a single exon. The record is from RefSeq and is a predicted model, not a curated record. Gene Ontology annotation, molecular function: adenosine deaminase activity; RNA binding. Gene Ontology annotation, biological process: RNA processing.
ACGAUGACAAUGAUGAUGAUGAAGAGGAGGACGAUGACUCGGAAAUGAACGAUGACUAUUCCGACCCUAUGAUUCAUUAGGAGUGUACGUGUUGGAUUAGUCACUCACACUACUUUGUUUUAUCAAUAAAGAUUGCAAAAUGGAGAGGAACUAUACUGAAGCCUUUGCUGAUGAGGUUGUUCAGGUGUGUGUGGCCAAGUACAAGAGCUUAAAGAAAACAGGGAAACCGAAGACUGGUGGUGAGUGGACGCUCCUCUCAUGCUUCGUGCAGGAGGAGUGGACUAACAACACACCUAAGGACAGCAACACAUUCAAGGGCAGCAACACACUCAAGGUAGUGGCUCUAGGUACAGGGUCAAAAUGUAUCGGUGCCCAGCAAUUGCCAAGAGACGGUGACGUCCUCCAUGACAGUCAUGCGGAGGUUGUGGCGAGGAGAGCCUUUGUGUUGUACCUUAUCCAGCAAGUGAGAAGUGCAGCUGAUGGACAGACUAGUAUUUUCCAGGUGAAGAAUGGAACUUUUGUGUUGAAACCAGAUGUAUUCUUUCAUUUUUACACGAGUCACACUCCUUGUGGCGAUGCUUCAAUCUUUCCCAAACAGGAGUGGCUAGAGAGCGUAGGAAAUGCUCUCAAGAUGGAAGACAAAGAUGCUCCUUGUGCCACAAUUCUUCCAUCACGUGAGGGGAAACACUUGCACAGGUCAGGUGAGGUGAUGGAAACAAGAGAGGCGUAUCGUUCAGCCACUCCUAAGGGACAGCACCUGCACGGCUUGUGUCGGGAGGCUGAGUCAGGCUCAGACACAGAAGUGCCAACUAAAAAACGAAAAUUUGAAGAUGUGGGAAACACCAUGAAGAAUGAGAAUAAACAGACCAAAGAAGAAGGCACUAAUAAUGAUAAAGAUAAUAAUAUUACAGAAGAAAGAGCAAGCAAUGGAAUAAGAAUUUUGUCCGACACUUUCCGCACCGGGGCAAAGUGUGUCAGCGGGGAGACCCCUGACCCGCGGCUGCCAGGAAGCGAGUACCACGUGACGGGCGUCCUGCGCACCAAGCCAGGCCGCGGCGACCCCACCCUCUCCAUGUCUUGCAGUGACAAGAUGUUCAAGUGGACUGUGCUGGGGGUUCAGGGAGCCUUGUUGAUGCUGCUGCUGGACAAACCAGUGUAUGUAAACACUGUUGUCAUUGGACAGUGUCCCUACAGCCAAGAGGCAAUGAGCAGAGCCAUCUUUGGCAGAUUUCAGAAAAAAAUUGAGAGUCUCAAGUUACCUGAAGGAUUCUCUGUUCACACACCUGUGUUGCUGCAGUCAUGUGUGGAGUUUCCUCAUUCUCGAAGUUAUGUUUCAAGUAAUGUCCCGGAUGGCUGCAAGUUAAUGCCAACUCCCACAAGUAUAGUCUGGACUGACACAAGCCUGCACACGGAGAGCCAAGAGGUUGUCACCAAUGGGCGGAGGCUCGGCUGCACCAAGAAGAACAUUGGGACAUCAAAGAGCUGGGUCAGCAUUUGCCGUAGAGUAAUUUCAAACAAAGUGCUUGAUCUCGUCAAAGACAGUGUGCUCAAGCUGGAAGAUUUAAGUCAUGUCUCAUACAACAACUUGAAAUGUCAUUCAGAGUCGUAUCUCCAGGCCUGGAGCAGUGUAAGAGUGGCAUGUUUACCAAACUGGACAGAAAAAACAAAGCACCUCAAAGACUUCAAGAUAAUGUACAGCAAACCAGCUGUUCAGGGAGCCUCUCUUUGACAAGUAUUGGAUCUAUCAAACCACAUGUAUCUACUAAACAUUUUUUAUAUACUAUGGGAUUUAGUACUAGCGCUGUAUUGCCUUGAGUCAAGAAUAAGUUUUUCAGUUAACUAAGGAAUUUACUGUUGUCAUUAAAGAAAUAGUAUUUUAA